This is a messenger RNA of Thelazia callipaeda (thelaziosis nematode), 1113 nucleotides long. Lineage: Eukaryota; Metazoa; Nematoda; Chromadorea; Rhabditida; Thelaziidae. The record is from the annotation of a GenBank genome assembly.
AUGAAGCUCGCUAUAGCUGUGUCUGAAACAAAACCUGAACUAAGAAAGUACUCAGUACGAAAAGCAUCUGCAGUGCUCGCAUCUGAAGCAAGAAAAAAGGGUGCAAUAAGAAAAACGCGAUCAAUGACUAUACCUGAACCAAAAUCUGAGCCAACAAAGCCAUUAGAAGUUAAGGAGCAAGAAAGAACUCUGCCACAUUUUAGACCUAAACAAUUUUCAAAAGCUCAAGUUUUGAAAAACUCUAAAAGUCAACUUCAGCAUUUCAAGCAACCAAUCAAAUCAACAAAUUUAGAUCUGGCUAAAAAACAAAUUUGUGUUGCUCAAGCUAUAUUUGCUAUUUAUUUCUGCCAGCUUCUUCUUUGUGGUAGUGCCAUCAUAAUCUGUAUUUACACUUCUUUAAAAUUCGUUCCUUAUCAUUUGAAAAAUGGACAAUUAUCAGCAAGUUUUUCCGGCUUGAAACUAGUAAAAUACGAGUCAUCAAUAUCAGUAGUAACAACGUUAGCUAAUAGUUUUAUUUUAAUUUUUUUAUGCAAUCGGUGGCAAGAACCAAUUAAAACAAAUAUACUGUAUUCAAUCAGUCAGGCAAUCACUGACAGUGACUAUGCUCAGGAUGUUAACAUAAUUCAGCAACAAUUCAAAUGUUGUGGUAUUUUGGUGCAAGGUAUCAGUGAUCCACAAAAAAUUUGGUUGCGUCAAAUGCAAGUUGAUGUCGCUUUUCCACAUAAUUUAUAUAGGCAUGCAUCUUGCUUUAGCAAAAUGGGUUCUUUGCCAUGGUCUUGUUGCCGAUCUGAUUUUCAAUUUAUGCGUUGUGACCACUUCGCUUAUGAACGGUUUGUUAUACCUUUUAACGAGACCAAUUUCAUUCAAGUCCCAAGUUAUGCGGCUCGAUUCAAGAAAGAAUGGGAAUGUUCAACGUUAGGUCAAUGUAUAGAAAGACGCUUAGUGGCCUUAAGUUCGGUAUAUGAUAGCGAUUGUGCGCAAGCAUUUUAUCAAGAAUUCAAAGUUGGAUUUUUCUAUCUUAAUGGCGGUAUUUUGCUUUUAAUAGGUUCACUGAUGUUUAUCGGAAUGGUCUCGAUCGCUCUUUUAGAACUUAUUUCUAAACCAAAAAAAUAA